AUGUCGUACAGUGAGGCUCCACCACCACCACCACUACCAAAUGAAAUCAGUCCUCCUCCACAUGCUGUGGAAAAAGAGGGGGAUGAUGACUGGGGAGAAGAUAAAACUGAGGAAGCUCAAAGGCGCAGAAUGGAUGAAAUGAAAAUUGUUGCUGAAGCAGAAAGAUGGGACAUAAAAGUCAUGAGCCCUCUUGUUUUGACUGAAGUUCUUUUUAAUGAGAAGAUUAGGGGUCAAAUUAAGAAUUACAGGCGCUAUUUCCUAGAAUUUUGUUGUAACAACAAAAAGGCUCAACGGUACCUUCUUCACGGUUUGGAGGGUGUGGUAGCCAUGCAUCAAGCUCAGCUCAUCUCCAAGAUUCCACAUAUCUUGAAGGAGAUGUAUGACACAGACCUUUUGAAAGAAGAAGUCAUCAUCAGCUGGUUGGAAAAUGCCUCUAAGAAAUAUGUCUCAAAGGAACUUGUCAAAGAGAUUCGUGUCAAAGCAGAGCCAUUUAUAAAGUGGUUGAAGGAAGCAGAGGAGGAAUUUUCUAGUGGUGAAGAGGAAGAUGAAGAUGAGAACACUGAGGUGGUACACUCGAAGACUGCCAGUGUACCUAAAGUUGAAACGGUGAAGUCUGACAACAAGGAUGAUGACAUUGACAUUGAUGCUAUUUAAAGUGAUGGAUGCAACCUAGCUUAACAGUGUAAUACUGCAAAUUUUUCUGCAUUAUCAGCCAGAAGUGCAACAUGUAUGUGCAAAAGCUAAAAUGGCUUAACAUCAUGCUACACUUCAUACUAAAAAUGUUUUACUGUGAGUGGUCUGUAAUUAAGCCCAAUGAGACAUCUAGGGAGUCCAUA
This is a messenger RNA of Choloepus didactylus (southern two-toed sloth), 836 nucleotides long. RefSeq names its product eukaryotic translation initiation factor 5-like. The transcript has 4 exons. NCBI's taxonomy places the organism in Eukaryota, Metazoa, Chordata, Mammalia, Pilosa, Megalonychidae. Gene Ontology annotation, cellular component: cytosol. The record is from RefSeq and is a predicted model, not a curated record. The coding region runs from base 1 to 654 and encodes 217 amino acids. Gene Ontology annotation, molecular function: GDP-dissociation inhibitor activity; eukaryotic initiation factor eIF2 binding; translation initiation factor activity. Gene Ontology annotation, biological process: formation of cytoplasmic translation initiation complex; formation of translation preinitiation complex; translational initiation.